Molecule: messenger RNA, 909 nt
Organism: Paramecium sonneborni
Lineage: Eukaryota; Ciliophora; Oligohymenophorea; Peniculida; Parameciidae
Source: the annotation of a GenBank genome assembly
AUGGAAAAAAUUGUACAAAACAUGGGAAAAGAGUCAUAAUUGUGGAUAGAUCAUCAACAGAUCCUCAAGCUAAAAAUCUUUGCAUCUAAUGUUUAACUGAAUAAAAAAACAAUUUAACGAGUUAUGAAGAUGCUCUAAAGGAACUCAUUCAACUAAAAGCAUAAUUAAUUAAGGAAAAGUAAAGUCUAAAUCAAAAGAACAUUGAUCUUCUAUUAGAUAUUAAAAAUAGUUAUGGUAAUUGAAGACUCAAAUUUCAGCUUUAAUGAUAAACUUAUAGUAUUUUUUGAAUAACAAAUUUAACUUAUCUUAGAUUCAUAAAUUAAAUAUUCAAAAUAGAUUGAGAGUUUACAAAUAAAAGAUCUUGACUCUUCUAUCUAAUAAUAUUUGGAAGUAGAAAAGCAAUAUAUUAAUUAUUAAGACAUCAAAGAUCCUCUAUUGAACAAUUUGUCAACUAUUUCAAAAGAUUCACUUAUUUAAAGGUUUGGAGAAAUAUUCACUAAAGUAAAUACUGGAAUUUUGAAUUACUCAAAUGAAGUUUUUUCUAAAUUUAAAUAAUAAUAUACCCUUCAACAAAUGGAUAAUUAAUUGUAAAUAAAUUUAACUUGCAAAUAACAUAAAGAAUGUAAAAUAAUAAUGGUUGAUCUUAAUGAUAUAUAAAAAUCACCAAGGAAAUUAAUUUGUGUUAAAUGUAUAAGCAUAUUUUCGCAAAAUAUGUAACAUUAUGUAGCAACUAUAUUGAAAGAAUCUAAUAGAAAACUAAAGAAUUUAAUGGAUUAUUCACUGAAAUUUAAUAAAAAAUAACAAAUUUAAUCACAAAAAGCACCAAUCAAGUAAAUGAGAGAUCUAAUAAUUAAUUAAAUAUAAUAUAGAAGGAAUGGUAAUAAGAUAACAAUUAAAAUUUUUCAAUGA